GCUGAUUACUUACCACUCCCACGGACAUGUUGUGUCACUGUCAGCUAGUGAUACAGUAAUCUUCCUCACCUACACUUACUCUCAUCGAGACUCUCUCCAUCCUCACCCUACCAACUACAGCUUUCACACAAAUGACCACCCCAACCACCCGACAAUGGCUCGCAUCCCUCCUCGAGCCCGGCCAAAUCCUGUCCAUGGCCGUAAAAAGCUACCUGAUUGUAUGCCUGGAGGCCAUACUGGAAGGCCGCAUCCUCGCCCCUCUCCUUGAAACCCAGCGCCUGCGUGACGAAGCCUUCGGGCGCUUCUGGGUUGCGUUUAGCGGGCAGCAGCAACAACAACAACAACCAACCCAAGACCAACCAGCAGAACCAACAGCAAUCCAAGGCUCCGCCGACCUCAUCCCGCCCCUCCUCGCCACAGCGCGCGGCAUCACCCUCGACCUCGGCCCCGGCACAGGCACGCAGAUGCCCCACCUCCGGUCGCCGGCCAUCACCGCCCUCUACGGGGUCGAACCCUGCCAUCAUCUGCACGCGACUCUCCGCGUCCGGGCCGAGACGGAAGGCGUCAGCGAGAAGUAUACGAUUCUCGGGUGUAGUGCUGCGCCGGAUCAGCUGGUGCCUGUGUUGCAGCAGCGGGGUUUGGUCGCAGCGGUCGAUACCAUCCUCUGCGUGCGGGUGCUGUGCUCGGUGCCGGAUUUGGAGGGCACGGUGCGCGGGCUGUAUUCGCUGCUGAAGCCGGGUGGGAGGGUGAUUGUUGUGGAGCAUGUGGUUAAUUCGGGACUUCAAGGGACGGGGUCCGUCGUGGCUAGGGUCGUGCAGGGGCUGUAUGAGUUGCUGGGAUGGCGGUGGUUUGUGGGGGAUUGUUGUCUGACGAGGGAUACGGAGGGGGCACUGAGGGGGGCUGCCGCGGAGGAUGGCGGGUGGGAAAGGGUCGAGCUGCGAAGGUAUUUUGGGGAGGGGGUCAUGCCAUAUGUUGCUGGAGUUUUGGUCAAGAAGGGGAGAACAGAGGGGAAGAAAGAGGGGACAGUUGAUGAGGGAUUGCGGAGGAGGUAA
Messenger RNA from Aspergillus uvarum CBS 121591, 1052 nucleotides. RefSeq names its product class I SAM-dependent methyltransferase. NCBI's taxonomy places the organism in Eukaryota, Fungi, Ascomycota, Eurotiomycetes, Eurotiales, Aspergillaceae. The record is from RefSeq and is a predicted model, not a curated record. Bases 132 to 1052 code for a protein of 306 amino acids. The transcript has 4 exons.